Molecule: messenger RNA, 5073 nt
Organism: Dermacentor andersoni
Lineage: Eukaryota; Metazoa; Arthropoda; Arachnida; Ixodida; Ixodidae
Product: carbohydrate sulfotransferase 1-like
Biological process (GO): sulfur compound metabolic process; N-acetylglucosamine metabolic process
Molecular function (GO): N-acetylglucosamine 6-O-sulfotransferase activity
Source: RefSeq, a predicted model, not a curated record
AGGACGAAGGAAGGCUUCUUGCCUUCACGUAUUCGUUUUUUGUGUCCUUUGUCACAAUAAUUAUCCUUUCAUGAUGUAUUGCAUUGGUUUGACACGUCAAGUGUCAUACGGCUAACUUGAACUGUUCUAAUUGCACUUUAUUUGUUUCGCUUACAGGAAUGAGGCUGCCAUGUGCGCUGUGGUUCAGAAUCCACAAGAACUCCUACGUCACCCUGCCAUACACUACUGCAGCUUCUAUUCUACACUAAAGAAAGAAAGCUUCAGCACCAGUGCCAUAGGAGGUGGUGGUCGGCCAUGUCCUGACUCCGGCACGUCCGAGUUGAACCCGGUGCCUGACUGGGUUUCACAGUAGGCCAUGGUUCGCCACAGGCGGCUGCUGCUGCUGCUAUCGCUGGGAGCUGCCCUGUUCCUGGCGGUAGUUCAGCUGGCUCCGGACCUAGGCUUGCCAGCAGUGCGGGCACCGCCCGUGUCUUCCGUCAACUCGCUGGUCGGGAAAGUCAGCACCGGCGACGCACUGCGAGCAGGCCAGGAUGGGAAAGGAACGUCGUCUCCAGGAGGCAUGGUCAGAAAAGCCAUGGGACACAAUAACAUUGACGUCCUGCAAGCAUCGAUUGCAAAGGCUUCGACGACGAAGAAGGCACUGCAUAGAAUUACGCCUGCCGGCGUCCUGAGGCCAGGGGUAGUAACCUCCACGUCCAUCUCCGUGGUGCGAGCGCCCGUCGCGUUUCGACAUUUCGUCAUCCACCAGAAGGCCUCCGUCACUAGGCCUGUCAUGAACCGUUUCAAGCCGCUCUUGCUCUCCAGAAUGCUGAAAAUGUUCGACAGGACCCUGGCUCACUACCCCGUCGUGCCCGCCGACAAGGUCCACAGGGUCAUCGUCGUCACCUACUUCCGGGCCGGUUCUACUUUUGUCGGCGACAUCCUGUCCUCGACGCCGCGCACCUUCUACCACUUCGAGCCUCUGCACAUGUUCAGCAAAGACGCCAGGCUCGAUGGCAGCGCCGCGGGCAACGCCUCCGGCUUGAUCGGCCACCUGCUCCGCUGCGACUUUCAGCGCGUCCAACAUUACGUGCGCUGGGCUGCCGAGAAAAAGUUCCUCUUCAGGCGGAACCACUUCCUCUGGGCCCUGUGCGGAGGCCAGCAUCCGGUCUGCUUCAAGCCAGACUACGUGUCCAAAGUGUGCGCUCGGGCCCCCGCGCAAGUCAUGAAGGUCACGCGCCUGCACAUGUCUCAGGUUCGCGACUGGCUGCACAGCAACCCGGACAUUGCCGGAUCUGUGAAAAUUCUGCACCUGGUGCGCGACCCGCGAGGCAUUCUGGCUUCGAGGAGGCUCCUGGACUGGUGCAACGAAUCCAAGAGCUGCGCACACCAGGACACACUCUGCUCAGAGCUCCGCGCAGACCUCGACACGUUCGAGGACCUUCAGAGGACGUUUCCGAACAGCACAUACAGGCUUCGAUACGAGGACGUAUCUCUAGACCCAAAAAAGGAAGCUUUGAAAAUGUUCGACGCCCUCGGGCUGAACUACACGGUGUUUGUGUCCAACUUCCUCAAGACGCACACCAGGGCGCGAAAGGCGGACGCUUUAGACCCGUACUCGACGAGGAGGAAUUCGUCCACGGUAGCGUUUCAGUGGAGGACUAAGCUGAACUACGAAGACAUCGCGGAUAUUCAGCGGUCCUGCUCGGACGUGCUCCUUCGGUUAGGUUACAAGACUAUCACCAGUGAAAACGAGUUGCUCGACGAAGUACCCAUAGCUCCUGUGCCGCAUUUGAUAGCAGCCAGUGUCCGUACGACCUUGAGGGUAUCUGUGGGCACCGCAAGAUAGUAAAUUAGUCAAUGUACGCUUUUCAUGAGUGCAUUACGCGCGCUGGAUUUCAUUACUGCGGUUACGGUGAGAAAUUUUCACUUUCUAUGGUCCGUAGCUUGCUUAAUGGACGAAUUAGUGUGAUCUGCAAUUAAAUAUAACAUUGAUGCCAUUGUCAACCGACAGGAAUGGUGACGUUGCACUCUGCGAGUUCCCACUGCUGAAAGGUCUGAAUGACUGUCGGAUCAAGGUAUCUACGUGAGUGACAUAAUAUGAGUGAAAAUUUAGUAGUGCGAUCGUGAACCACAUUUUCAGAGCACGCCAAGAAAUCGUGAUGUGCUCAUGGGACAUGUGUGUGCGCAUAUUUGAAGUUCAUCUGUUUUGUUUGACGAUAUAGUAAGCCUUGCGCCUUUGUUGCUUUGAAUAUGGCUACGUCAGCGUUUAUGUGUGUGUGAUGUGUCGCUGGUAUUUCUUGUAGUUCUCCCGCAUUUACGUUUGCUGCUAUGAAUAUCAAGUGCACUCUAGAAACACCACCAGCAAAUAUUUAUAGGUUUAUAUACCUCUUGGGUGGUUGCUUAUGCACAAGUUUUGACUUCGACUGCAACAGUAAACAACAGUAGGCGAAGUCAAGUGUUGACUGAAGCACUUAAUCACACAGAUGGAAAGCAUUCACCGCUGGAAUAAUUUUUACGUUUGUGAAUAAUGCAGGUUUAUAGACAUUUGGAGUGGUGGGAUAUAUGAUGCUCAUGGUGCUCUUUUCCUACUGCGAUUUCACAAACAUAAUUUGGGAAAGGUUCAUCGACGAAAGGUCGGUAACGUAUCGUUAGAACGAGAUAUGGUAUAUAAAUGUUAUCACUUGUUACAGCAAUGUUAUGUCUUUCCGUAAUCAGAUGGAAAGUUGUACCUGGCGCCCACAAAAUGGUUACGAUAGAAGAUACGGUUUAUUGUUAAAACAAAUUGUAGUUGAUUCUCCUGCAUUUGAUUUCACCUACACCUGCAUACUAUGGCGUUACUCUAACGCAGGGCACAGUUUGUUAACUUAUAUCCUGGAAGGCUUUUGACAGGUCACUUCAACGGUGACCACGUUUUGUAAGCCUGUGCUUUUCACCUUGAAACGUUUUGUUCACGAUACGGGCUUGGUUAUGAAGCUGUGCAGGGUGUGCAGUUGUUGUCUCUAUCUCAAGUGUGCAGUCUUCCUUUCAUAGUGUUGACAAUUCCAUCAUAUUCGUAACGUGGUUCAAGUAGUAAAGGGUAAAGUUGCAAAGUUCAAGAACAAAGAACCCAGUUCAAUGCGAUUCCUUAAACUCUACCAACAGCAACAACAACAACAACAACAAUAAAACUAAUAGCAAAAAUAAUACGGCGUAUAGGUCUUAAUUUAUUGGUUUCAUGAUGACAUAUUUUGUGUGGAUUGGUAGAACCAAAGCACAAGGUUAUAUUCUUUAUUAAAGAAAAUUUGAACAUGGAAAAUUAUGUAAGAGAGCGACACUCAACAACUCGGUUUAUUAUCUCCAUCAAGUUAUUUGAGACUAAUUGGUGUGCCUAUUGAACUGUCUAAAUGCGGGUUUUAUUCGUAGCACUGGACGAUCGAGGGACGGCCAACACUACGCGUUUGAUAACCACUCUGCUUUGACAAAGGUACUCUGUUCACACCUAGGCGCCUAUCACAUGAAGAAGACCUGUUGAUACACGAACGAAACCUGCUGAAAACUAGCGUGCGUUUGUCGCGAGGUAUCGUGAUUUGCGCGAUAGAAUAGGUGCACGUAUUCGGCUGUAGCCGUUUUGCUUAUGCGACUUGCUUCAUAAUGCUUAAGAAGACAACCGGUCACGUAAGCUGUCAAAAACUAGAAUCUCCGGAAAGAGCACGGUUAGGGAAGAAAAAGAAACAUCUUUAGGCAUCGUAUAGGACCGAAAUGAGUGAAGAGGCCUGAAUGUGUGGCGAUUUGAAGUGUUGCUAGGUGAGAAUGAAGUAGCGAAGGCUUUGUUUUCAUGACGUGGCACAAAGAGAGUUGCCUUGAGCCCAGUCAUUCCGUCCGAGCUUGUACAACUGCGUUUCCACGCGCAAGGCGUCCUGCAAUCGACUAUCAUCGGCGUUCCACUCGCCUGGCGCUGAUGUCUAGGUGCCAAAACCUUGACUGGUUCAGGGAGCUUACGCACGGGCUUUUUUGUGCAGUUCAUUUGUGUUUGGCGAGCGGGCAUUGGUAUUGCGUGUAAGCUUUAGGAAGCACGAUAUGGUGUUAAUUUUAUUGUCCGCGCAUGACCAAGAGACACAAGAACAGCAUGAUGAUCAGCGUUGACGUGAUUUUGACAAGAGGGCUAAUUGGCUUCGUUUACACGGCCCUAGGCUUUGUCGUCGGGACCUGGAGUUCAAGAAGGUGAGGAGUGGUCAGCACUUCCCCGUAGUUGGGCAACUCGGAAGCCUAUAGACAGUGCGGUUGGGUAUUAGGUUCACGAGGAGGAAAAACAUGUUACGAUAUCUAUUUACUGUGCAUGGAAAAGUGCAUAAAUACUGUAAUAUCAGCUACAAGGUGUUUAAAAGAUUGGUUGCUAUCAGACUGCAAAGUAUUUUAAGAUCAAUGUGUUUACGUUCGCUCUCCAAAAACCGCAGCAUGUCAUUUUACGCAUAGUGUUUUGCCGAACAUGCGAAUAUAUAACGAAGAGCUAGUCAAGGGCGAGCUAGAUUAGUAACGGUGAAGAGUUAUAUACUUUCAGAUGACAAAUGUGCUCUUAAAGCAUUCAUAACGCCCGACGUGAGUCAUGGAAAGCGUUUAAGUGGCACUAUUAGCACUAGGACAAAUUUCUCUUGAAGCUCCUCGUGACGCAAUGUUCAACAUACGUCAUUCUUUGUGCAACGAAGAUGCGGUCGACGCGUCCAAACGUCGUUAUUUAUAAGCGUCAUCAUCCGAAACGUAGGUAUGGGUCAUUUAUCACAUGCUGACGAUGAAUUGAGCGAGGCAAACGUAGAAAUGCAAGACCACUCGUCGUGUCUGUUUCUCUGGUUUUUGUACAUUUGUUUUUCCAAGUCGGGAUUCCACUACCAUUGACGUCAUAAUUGGAGCACGUAGAAAUGUGCUCAUGUCUUCCGUGAAGUUUGAGUCAUUUACACUGGCAGGUGAAUGGCACCCAGUGCUCAUUAUGAUGUUGCUGUUACUCUAUCAUGUGUCGUUAUGACUGAGCGCGACCGCUUGCUUGUUAUCCAGCAGGAACUGGAUGUGAAAACUUAGUGUGGACAUUUCGCAGCAUGUAAAUAAAAUGCACCAUCAUUA